AUGGUGGUCAGUUUUACUGGUUCGACGGAGACUGGCCGGAAGGUAAUGAUGGCGGCAACCAUGAGCAAUUUGAAACCAGUUUCACUUGAAUUAGGUGGCAAGUCCCCAGUCUUGAUCUUUGAUGAUGCUGAUGUUGACAAAACUGUAUCUCGGUCGUCCCUAGUAACUGUUUAUAAUUUUCAGGGAGAAAUAUGUGUUGCAUUUUCCAGAGUUUAUGUUCAAGAAGGAAUUUAUGAUGAAUUUGAGAAGAAGGUCGUGGAGAAGGCAAAAACAUGGGUAGUAGGAGAUCCAUUUGACCCUAAAAUUCAGCAAGGAUCACAGACUAGUAAGGCACAGUUUGAGAAAAUUCUGUCCUAUAUUGAGCUUGGAAAGAAAGAAGGAGCUACCCUUUUAACUGGGAAAAAGGAUUUGGAAACAAGGGAGGACAUGCUAAUAUCACAAGAUGAGAUAUUUGGACCUGUCAUGACUUCUCGCUUACUUCUGCCUAGGCGAGUGAGUCACAUGCUUCGACCACCGGACGCCAUCCUCCUGUAUUUGAGUGAGACUGCCUUCGGCAACACGGUGUCUCUCAAGGACUUCAUUUUUGACAACUCCUUGAUCACGACAUUUGUGGAGCGUUGA
Molecule: messenger RNA, 621 nt
Organism: Arachis duranensis
Lineage: Eukaryota; Viridiplantae; Streptophyta; Magnoliopsida; Fabales; Fabaceae
Product: aldehyde dehydrogenase family 2 member C4-like
Exons: 6
Coding region: 1-621 (206 amino acids)
Molecular function (GO): aldehyde dehydrogenase (NAD+) activity
Source: RefSeq, a predicted model, not a curated record